This is a messenger RNA of Phycomyces blakesleeanus NRRL 1555(-), 336 nucleotides long. RefSeq lists its product as hypothetical. NCBI's taxonomy places the organism in Eukaryota, Fungi, Mucoromycota, Mucoromycetes, Mucorales, Phycomycetaceae. The transcript is spliced from 3 exons. Gene Ontology annotation, molecular function: mRNA binding; enzyme activator activity. Gene Ontology annotation, cellular component: P-body. The record is from RefSeq and is a predicted model, not a curated record. The coding region runs from base 1 to 336 and encodes 111 amino acids. Gene Ontology annotation, biological process: positive regulation of catalytic activity; deadenylation-dependent decapping of nuclear-transcribed mRNA; deadenylation-independent decapping of nuclear-transcribed mRNA.
AUGGAUCCAGUGGCACGUAAAAAGCUUAAUCUAAAAGUGCUUCAGAAACAUGAUCCUGCCAUCAAUGAUAUUCUCGAUCAGUCAGCCCACGCAGUUGUUUACAAGUUUGAACCAGAGAAUAAGAGCUGGGAUAAACUAGGCUUUGAAGGUGUUUUAUUCCUGACCCGAAGACAAGUGGCGCCCUACUUUGGCCUUUAUAUGCUCAAUCGACUUGUUACCGAGAACUUUUCAUUGUUUCUUACUGACUUUGAAGAGAUUGAACUCAAGGACAAUGUGAUUAUGUACCAAACAAAACAAGGUAGGUUGAAAAUGAUGAUGAUCGUUUGUCUCAUCUGA